AUGAAGACUUUCAGUCGUGAGACCACCGGAGUGGAGGUUGUCAGAGAAUUUGCCGACAGAGUUGAGGGCAAGACCAUCGUCGUCACAGGCGCUAGCGAGAAAGGCCUAGGAGGAGAGACUGCCGUUGCACUCGCCCAUGGCAAUCCAGCACACUUGAUCCUGCUUGCUCGCUCUCAAUCCCGGGUGGAAUCGAUCAUGUCCCGCAUCAAAGAAAUCAACCCUGCCAUCAAGGUCGACUUCGUCCCCGUCUCACUCGACGACUUUGAUUCCGUCCGUGCCGCCGCGGCCACCAUCAACGGGAAAAUUUCCAAGCUCGACAUUCUAAUCAACAACGCGGGAAUUAUGGCGAUCGAACAAUAUACGACUAACAAGAACGGGAUUGAAAUUCAAUUUGCGACCAAUCAUCUGGGUCAUUUCCUGUUUACGAAACGCUUGUUUCCCAAGAUUCUUGCCGCAGGGCCUGGAUCGAGAAUUGUCAACUUGACCAGCCUCGGCCACAAAAUCGGUCCCGUCCGCCUUGAGGACUACAAUUUCUCUGAUGGCAAGGAAUACGAUCCUUGGUCUAGCUACGGCCAAUCCAAGACCGCCAAUGUUCUCUUCUCACUAUAUCUCGCCAACAAACUUCGUGGCCGUGGCAUCCAAAGCUACGCUGUCCACCCAGGCGGCAUAUACGACACGCAAUUGGCAAACCACAUGACCGAUGUUCCCGCGUCGCUCGCAAGCAUUGAGGCAAUCGCGCAGAAGAAUACUGGCAGACACUUCCCCCUCGACCAGGAGAAACCAAAGAGCAUGGCGGAAGGUAUUUCCACGACUUUGGUAGCGGCCUUAGAUCCUAGAAUUGAAUCGCAGAGUGGGAUGUAUAUGACAGAUUGCCAGUGCCAGAGUACGUACGAGUACGCUGAGAGUAUGGAGGGCGCGGAGAAAUUGUGGAAACUGAGUGAAGAGUUGGUUGGAGAGAAGUUUGAAAUUUAA
Cladophialophora psammophila CBS 110553 is the source of this 972-nucleotide messenger RNA. RefSeq lists its product as uncharacterized. The record is from RefSeq and is a predicted model, not a curated record. Bases 1 to 972 code for a protein of 323 amino acids. The transcript is spliced from 2 exons. Lineage: Eukaryota; Fungi; Ascomycota; Eurotiomycetes; Chaetothyriales; Herpotrichiellaceae.